This is a messenger RNA of Physcomitrium patens, 3019 nucleotides long. The record is from RefSeq and is a predicted model, not a curated record. Lineage: Eukaryota; Viridiplantae; Streptophyta; Bryopsida; Funariales; Funariaceae.
CAAUUUGUGAGAUGCGAUGCGAGGUUUCAUGGUCUCCGUCGUCUUCAGUUGCUGCGCCUCUUUUACUCUUCUCAACCUAAAGCCUGACAUGCAGCCUCUAAACUGGAAGCCAAACCGGCAUCGGUUUGUCGUUGCGGAAUCUCGUGGCAGCGGAGUUAGGGUGCAGAGAGGGCCAUUAAAGGAGCAGCAGUAAUGGCGUAAAUUAGUUCGCUUGAUUUCAUGAGUGUUGUGAGAGGAUGAGAAGCGCAAAUUUGAGAGUGUCCACGGGAAUGUAGCAAUGAUUGGAAAGAGAUGGGUGAUCUCCGUCAUGUUUAGCAACCACGUAAUUGAGGCUCUGUCUCCUAAUAAUGGAAGGGAAGUGAAAAGAAAAGGAAAAUUGUGAGGAGAAAGAGGAAAGGCAAUUGUUAUCUCCGAAAAGGGGCCAUUAAUUAGUCCAAGCGUAUCUGGAUGGUGGAAGACUGGAAUCGGGCCCCACCUGAAAACAUGCUAUUCCAGUUGGUCUGCCUGAAAUAAGUCGCAGCUCGAUCAAUAUUUUGGAGCGUGCCUUCAACCCAUAAGUACUUUCGCUCGCUUUCCUUGUCAUACUUCGCCCACAAGCUCCAACGUCUUGCUUUUGCAACAAAAUUCAUUCAGCGCUCUCUCUGUAGACUUUACUCUACUUCUAAUUUUAUGUGAGGUCGAGGGGUUGUUGAAGGUCCAGGGGUUGGGGUGUGUGUACUGCAUUCCUCGUUUUUUUGGGUGGAAAGUGUUGCAAUACACACACACACACAUAUAUAUAUAUAUAUAUACUGGUAAUAGCUGUUGCUAGGAGCUGUGAACGUGGUAGUCGGGGGCAUUUGUUUCCUUGCGCCUGAGGUUGAUCAGUGGGUGUGUUGGGUCUCUGGAUUGAUUCCCCUUUGUUAUUGUGGUUCAAAUAGGAAUGCGACCGUGAGUGGUGCUGUAUAAAUUCAAGAGUGUCUGUAGCGUUGUGGGGGUGGAGGUUGUGUCUCCUUUGUACUACUCUGGCUUUCGGGGGUGCGCGUAGUUGGAAGAGUUGUUGGCGUCGCUGUCUGGGUUAGCGACUUCGAGAUUGAUUUGUGAGAGAAUUGGGCAAUUUUGUGCAAGAAAUUACGUACUAUUCUGUUAACUGCUGUUGGUUUGCUGGACUAUGAAAGACAUGCCCAUUCGUUCUGAGAGCAUGGAUUUCUUGGUUGCUCCGCACACCCAAGAGUCUCUGACUUGUUCUAGGCGUAGAGAAGUCGACCAUGAAGCUCCCCGGAGCAAGAGAGUGUGCGUUUCAGGUGGACGAGCGUACGGAUGCUAUGCUAGUGGUGAGUUAAAACAUCGUACUUUGAGCCCAUCUGUGCAAGAGCUUAUUGAUACCGACGCCUUCGAGCCCGGAACUCCAACAAAGAACGAUACUCCUACGGAGUCGACCCGAAAGGUUUCGAGAGGGUGGGAUAACUUGCAGCUCUGCCUUCUCGAGCGAGUCACGCGGUCUUUGUCUGCGGCCGAUCUUUGUCGGCUAUCUCAGGUCAAUAAACACUAUCGAGAACUAUGUUCCCGGGAUGCCCUGUGGACCUGGAGAGCGGAUAAGAAGGGUUCUGCAAAGAUUCUAGAGAGAGAAAACAGUUGCAAGAAUGCGAAUGUUGCAAUGGCUGGUUCACUGCAGGUCGCUCCGCUCGAGUCCUUCACAAGUGUCCGUUUCUCUGGAGAUGUGGCAAUAGUAGACCCGUUUCGUAUUUUUUUCCAAGGAAAAUCCAAUUAUAGCAAGCACUCUGAGCUCCGAAAGAUUGUGAAGAAAUUUGGCCACAAGGAUUUGGUGCUGACAUACCGCGGUAUUCAGAGUGCGAUCUUGCCUACGAGCUGUGUCAUCCAUGACGAUGUCACUGCAUUUGAGGUUUUCCGCAACGGACAAGAAGUGGGAGCUAAUGUGACCACCUCUGGUGUAAUUGCUGUCGUGCCCAAUCAAUUGGUAUUGCAGUUGAUUGAGGAGAAUGAAGGUGCACCUGAGGAGGGACGCGGUGUGACCGUUACUGGUGUUGAUGGCAUCUUGCGAUGUAGCUCAGACGGAGACUUCAUCAUCCGUAAUUCUGUUCCGGGGAAAGGAACGUCUGUGAACUUUCCGUUCACUGGAGAAACUGAUUCUGCGGACAUAGUGUGCUCCACAGGUGGGAGCUGGACCGAGGACAGUGAUAGUGAUGAUGAGGAGGAGUUAACUGACGAGGAGAUGGCAGAGGCUGUUGCUGAAGUAGCAAAGAUCACGAAUUCUUACAGCAACCUGCAGCGCUUUCACUGCAACGGCGAUGGAUUGAUUCACAAGUUCACCAACUUUGAAGUGUCAAUGCUCUCAUGAUCCCUCACAUCGAAUGAAUACUCCAUCCUAGUUUUUGUGUUCAUAUGGAAACGAAGAAUCUUCAAUCGUUGGGAGCUUAGGAUCUCCCCGCCACUCCUCUCCCUCCCCCUACCCCCCCUCCAUUUUUUAUUUUUCUCUCCCCCUCUUAAAAAAAAUCCUGCCUUAUGCUCAUUUAAUGAUACCCAUGACCAGUCGGGGGACUGUACUUUUCAAGAUUUUGCAGCUGAUAGUGAGGCGUGAAACCUUCUUCCUUGUGCAUCGACGCCGAGUACAUAUCUGUAAAUUACUCCUGAGGAUUUCAUGUCAUAGAGUGUACCACCUCUUCCGGAGUCACGGCAGUCCCUCACAUUGUAGAACUUCUGAGAAAGUUCACGUAGUUUGUACAAAACUUCUGCGUGAUGCUGAGCCAUCCAUGUAGCGCCGUUUUCCUCGAACAUAGUUAAAUCUACCUUCUUCUUCUACCACCGAUGACUAACACAUACUUGACUUUCGUAACAUCGUCUUCGAUAUCCUUUUUUUUUUUUUUUUUUUUUCUUUUCUUUUCUUUUCUUUUCUUUUAUUAUCUUUUACCUGGUUUUGAUUAGAUGCAGAAACCAACCUCCACAACAGUGAAUGGAGGGACAUCUGUACUUCAAUUUUUAUCAAAUGAAAGUGCCAGUUCGACAUGGGUUUUUUUCCAUGAAA